AUGGUGACCCUGCUAGUGAAUUGCAUCAAGUUGGACUUGAACCAGCAGAGCUUGAACAUGCUGACCGUGGCCGCGGUAGGCGGUCAAAUGGUCAUGGCACUUCAAACCCUGAGUUCUGUGAGGCAACUGUCCAUUGAGUGGGUGCACCCCGUGCGCCAAUUGAUCGAGUUCACCAAAAUUCUGACCUUUGUGGGGCAGCUUUUGGUGUGUCCAGUCGGCAUUGCUUGUUUCCUCGUCUUCUUUCUGAUCUCCCAUUGGCGCGGCCGCAGGCUGUCGCUGGAUGCUUUCUUCAACCUCAGUGGCAUCCUGAUCUUCGCGCUCUUCAUCUCUAUUAGUCUGGUGGUGUUGGACCCCUUGCGCUGUCUGAAAAAUCCGGAUGGCUCUAUGUCUAUGGUGUCGAAUCCAGGCAUUCUGUGCUUUGACUCAGGUGAGCAUACGGGCCUCGCUAUCCUGGCAUUCCUAGGGAUUUUGGCAUAUCCCGUGGCGAUCCUGACAUGGGCCACCUACACCACCUUGCGCUACCCUGCGCGUGUGGCGAGUGGCCGGGGCCUGCAGCUGGUGCAGCGCCACCGCUUCCUUUUCCAAAGGUUCAAGACAGAGCGGUAUUACUAUGGAGCCUUGCUGCUAUGGAGGAAUUUGCUGGUGGCCGUUUUCCCCGUGAUCUUUGGCUUCAUCCCCGAGGUCCAGCUGCAGGUCUUGGGCUUGCUAUUGAUUCUUUGCGGUGCUCUUCAAAUUCGCACGUGGCCCUGGCGUACGGAUUUGGCCAACUAUGUUGACCUAGUCAUCGCUUCCAUCCUUCAGGUGGUUUUGUUGGGUGUGGCGCCCAUGGUGAGGAACGAUGAGGCCAAGUCCACCAAGGCCUUGGGAUAUGUCUUGGCCAUCUCAGUGUUGAGUCCAUUGCUGACUGGACUUGCGGCCAUCUUCUACUCGUGCCUACGCCAUUUUCGCCCAGAGAAAUCCUUCGGAAUUUUCCUUUGCCACCACAAGGGGGGCGCAGGAAGCCUGUGUCGAUUACUCAAGUUGGUGGUGGCCAAACACAGCAAAACGGAAGUCUUUUUGGACUCUGAUCAGUUGGAAGAUUUGGAUCUCAUUUUCGAUACCAUCCGCGUCAAGACCAAAAGUGUGGUGGUGGUGCUGACAUCUGACUUACUGAAGCGAAUGUGGUGUGCUGGUGAAAUUGUGACAGCCCACAAGAAUCGCGUGCGCACCGUGCCCUUGAUCUGCGAUGGCUAUGAGCCCUUGAAAUUGACCACGAAGGAUGAGGAGAUCGAAACCUUUUGGACAGUGCAGCAGAAGCAGAUCUUGGCCUAUCAUGGUAUCAGCAUGUCAGAUGUGCACUCCGCUUACCUCUGGCUCCGGGACGCACUUGAGCCGCUUCACUUGGCGCGCUUUGGCACGCCCAGUAAGCGCGAGGAGGUGGUCAUUCAGAUGCUCUCCCGAACGGCGGUAGGGAUGCGACUCUUCCGGCCCUCGGUGGGCAAGAAGUCCAACGUGAAGGUGCGGAUAUUGAUCACUGGCUCAGUGAGCAAUGCAGAGGCAUUGGCCACUUUGGAAGUCUUCCAGCAUUUGGUUACGAAGGCGAUGCAGAAAGAGUGCGCAGUGGUCCGCUCUGCCCGCGAAUUGCUCGCCUACAAACCCUGGGCCUACUACUUUGUAGUCCUCUUUUCUCAGGGCAUUCUGCAAGACCCUGGUUUCGCGGAGACCUUGCUGAGUACCUACGUGGAGGGCGAAGAGCAGGAACGGCAAUUGGAGAUGGUCACGGUGAAUGCUGAUACCUCCUUCGAAUUUCCCAGCCCAGAAUUCCUCACGGAUUUGGAGGAGAAUGGUUUGGGACAUUUGGGUCCUGACCUCGGAGUUCCUUUGUCGCAGGCAUAUCGCGCCCUGCUGAACGUCUUGGCAUUGCCAUUGUCCCCAAUGGGUUCUGAAGGGCUACUGGAGAAGCAAGUCUCGGAAAUUUCUCGCCGCUUCCGGCGCUACAAAAACACGGUCUUUGCAAUGGCAUUGGAUGAUGAGGAUGACAGAAAAACGCCAGGUGAUGGCGUUGACCCAGAGGAAGUCUUGCAACUGUCCGUGGCGGAAAAGGAUGAGACCUUUGACCCACUUCAUGAAAAAGGCCGAGGAAGUUUCAGACGCAUCCGCAAUUCAAUCGUCUGGACGGCUGCGGGUGCCAUGGUCCAGCUGGAAACGGACUUUGAUCCCUCCAGCUGUGGAAUCGGUGCCGGUUCCGUGGAAUCGGUGCCUUCUUUGCCUUCAGAUCAAAGUAAUCUCGAAGAUCUUCCCUGGGUGUCCGUGACCCUGGACGACCAGUGUUUGAUCAGCGAAGGGCUUUGA
Molecule: messenger RNA, 2331 nt
Organism: Cladocopium goreaui
Lineage: Eukaryota; Dinophyceae; Suessiales; Symbiodiniaceae
Source: the annotation of a GenBank genome assembly